Molecule: messenger RNA, 1358 nt
Organism: Terrapene triunguis (Three-toed box turtle)
Lineage: Eukaryota; Metazoa; Chordata; Testudines; Emydidae
Product: dual specificity protein phosphatase 26-like
Exons: 3
Coding region: 34-612 (192 amino acids)
Biological process (GO): protein dephosphorylation; negative regulation of MAPK cascade
Cellular component (GO): cytoplasm
Molecular function (GO): MAP kinase phosphatase activity; protein tyrosine/serine/threonine phosphatase activity
Source: RefSeq, a predicted model, not a curated record
GAUAAGCUAAAUCAAUACAUAACCAAAGGGUCAAUGUCUGAAGACGGUCAGAACCUUCCAAACCAUCAGCGUUUCCCAUCUGCCACUCCUUCGGUCAAAGAGCUGGAGCAUGUUUUGGACAGCUGCAGGAUGGAAUUAAAUCAUGUGGAUGAAGUGUGGCCUAACCUGUAUAUAGGGGAUAUCUUGAUUGCACAUGACAAGGAAGAACUGAGGAAACUUGGCAUCACCCAUGUACUGAAUGCGGCACAUUCCACAUGGGAAAGUAAAGGAGACCAAGCCUUCUAUGGCCAGGAAAUCCAUUAUUGUGGAAUAGCUGCAGAAGAUUCAACUAAUUUUAACCUGCGUGAGCAUUUCUACCCUGCCUCAGAGUAUAUUAAUAAAGCACUGAGUGCUCUGAACGGAAAGAUCUUAGUUCACUGUGUUGUUGGUAAAAGCAGAUCCGCCACCUUGGUGCUGGCUUACCUUAUGAUCUACCAUCACUUCUCACUGACCGAUGCUGUCCAACGUGUCAUCCAGUACCGAGCCAUUUCACCAAACCGAGGGUUCCUGAAACAGCUACAGGACCUAGAUGUUGAAUUGCGAGACAGGACAAACCUGUGUGAACUCUUAUAAUAUGCGGGGAAGAAAAAAGAUCAAUAGUGACUACAAAAUAUGAAGUGCCCCACAGUGUUAAAGGAAGUAAAAAGAUUAAAUGAAUCUGAACCAAAAUUCUAGUACCAAAGCCUACCUCUCUCCAAAAUUUUGUGAUGGGGGAUCUCAUAAUCUGAACUUGGAUCUGGCUCUGAAUUUCACAUCUUAUCUCCUCUCUCCCUCAAACUGGCUUAACUCUAACCUUGAUCUGAAUAAUCCUGAUCUUUGGGAUAAUUGUCACCUAUUGAGUCUCCAUUUGUAUCUGCUGCCCUUCUGGGAUUGAUCCCAUAUUUCGCAGUAAUCCUGGCUGAAGAGAACCCUGCAACAACCCUAAUUCUUGGUCAGGUGCAGUUUGCUUUAGCUGAUAUUAGAGAUGGGUAGCUCUCCUCUCAUGGAGUUUGAGGAUGUGCCACUUUUGUGUGUGUGUGUGAAUGUUUGGUUUUUCUACAAUUUAAACCCAUGGCUUCCCCAUUUCCCACCCCCGCUCCCCCAAAGGAAGAGUCAAUUCAAAAAGGGAGGAGGAAAUGAAUUUCUCUGUAAAUGACAGCAUUUAUGCUCUAUAUUAAGGAGAGAAAAAUCUAUCAAAUGCUAGGCUGGCCUGAGUGGACGCCUUGCAAGCUACAACUGCACUGUACUUACAUCUUUUACAAAUCAGAGACUCUCUCCUCCCCUCUUUUUUUUUUUUUUUUUUACCCUUGUGCUGUAUUUUCUUGGUACUCUGUCCAUUG